GACGACAGCCCUAACACAUCAGUGAGCCAGCGGUCUGAGCCUACAGCACAGGAGAUUCACAUGGUUGUGGACCCGGAUGUGAUGGAAUACGUCACAACAAGGUCACUCUAUGACCAACUUCAAGUGGCGCUGGCUACUAGGUCAUGUGAAAUUAAAUGGAAGCUUAACGGUAAAACAGCUAUUCUGUCAUAUAGCGGGGAAGAUGAAAGUUGGUCUUGGAAUUGUGUCGAGGAAGUACAAACAUGGCUUGCCAGAAUUACAAGGAAGGAUGUUGAAGUGAAAAAAGAUUCCUGGGAGGCCGUGAAAGCUCAGUUACCAGGAAUUCGAUCCUGUUUCGGUGUUGAACCUCCGCUGGUUAAAAUGAUCGAUGAUUCUUUCGUGGUCAGAAUUGUUUCCCUGAGUUCAAAUGCAGAAGAUUUCAGAGGGAAGUUAAAAGCAAAAUUAGAGGAAAUAUAUCAGGAGGAAACCAGAAAGACAUACAUGAAGAAAACGGUAAAGGCCUCUGUGGAGCAUUUAACUUUAUUGGACAAGACCAGGUUUGUGGAGAAAAUUAAAGAAAAGAACAACAAACUGGAGAUAAAAAUAGACACUGAAGCGGAGGAAAUCUUUUUUGAAGGUCCACAACCACAGUUCCUGAAGGCGACCAAAAAAUUUCACGCAAAAAUUUCAGGAAUUAUUAAAAAGAAAUUAAGCCUGUCAAAAAACAUUUUGGAAGUUUUGUCUCUAGACAAAGGGCUUCAAAAAGUCCAAUGUGAAUUAGAGAAUGACAACGUUGAAGCCGCAGUAUUCGUGAUCGACAACGAAGCUAGGAUCAUAGGCACGUCAGCUGCACAUGCGGACAAGGCUGCCAGUCUUGUGAGUAAUUUGACACUGGAAGAAAAAGUUCGCGUGGAUGCCAACAGUCAACAUCUUUUGAAGACCCCAGAAUGGCGCCAACUAUGUGAGCAACUCAACGCCGACUCAUUAGUCCGAGUACAUUGGCAUAAGAAGAAUAAUGACAUUUACGUAGCGGGGUUUCGAGAAGAUGUACGUGAAAUGAUCAAGACGCUCACUUCAUAUCUCAAAGACAAUUGCAUUCGAGAAGUGCAGUUCAAAUGUCCCUCUAAGCUACACCGAAAAUACCUCUCUGAGCUUCGACAAGAUGAAUUGCGUUUGAUUGAAGAUAAAUUCCAAGAAUAUCACAUCAAGAUUCAAACAGGGAAAGAUGAUGAUGCUUUUGUCAUUCGGGGACACGAGAAGGGGAUAAAACUUGCGAAAAGUAAUAUGGAAGCUCUUGCAGUCAACACCUAUUCAGAUAGUUUAAACCUCAAACAGCCUGGACUACAGAAAUAUUUCGCCAGCGGAAAAGGCGACAGCCUUGUGAAAGAAGUGCAGGAGAAUCAUGCUUGUGCUAUCCAUGUACAGAAACAAGAUGACAUGCGCACUCCGUACGAAGAGGCAACUUUGAAAUCCAAUUUAUCAAACAACAAAGACGAUGAUGGUACCAUUAAGAAGAAAGAUCAUGAGGAGAGCUCAGUUAGCAUGCACCCAGCUGAUGCUUACAUUCUUGUCACCAAAAGUGGUCACAAAAUUUCGUGGAAGCGUGGAACUAUCCAGACGCAGCAGGUUUGUUGACGCGGUCAUAAUAGGGGGUGGGGGGUCUGUUCUGACGGUGAACGACUAAAAAUGUACAUUCUCGACUUCAGGGGAGUACUCCGUCAAUUAGAAUAAAAUAGGUGGAAAGGUUGAUUAAAGAAGAAGUGGUUUGAUCACUAUGACCCUAUUCAGUGAGGCUAUCAGUAAAAUGGGAAAUUGGCACUCUUUUAAGGCAGUCAUGAACGAGCUGAUUUCCACUUUCACGCCAUCAAAAUAGAUAAAGUACUGAACCUGCGAAAUGAAAGAAGGUAAAUAUAUUAGGAGUGUCGCCAAGAUUCAUGAUCAGGUCCGUGCGAAUGUUUUUCAUACGUGAGAUACUCGGCGAAAUGAGAUACCCAUUCAAAAUUUUGUCACUUAAGUUACACAAAAACUUAUAAGCCUGAGGGGAACGGAUUUGGGUCUGUUUCAUUUUUGACUGACGGUCUUGACUGUUGACCGAAUUUAUGACUGUUUUAAGCUAGUUGAAGACAAAUUACUUGUCCAUUUUAAUGUGUUCCUUAAAUUAAUGCCGAAAGAUGCCUCAAAACGAUUGCUUCUCAGUACUCUGGGAUAUGGCGUUACGAUGACACCAAAGGGUAGACUUUUUACCCUCAUUUUUGUUCGUCUUUGCUUAAGUAAAUCCAGCUUUUGUUGUCCUUAAUAAUAGUACAAAUACAACAAACAAAUAAUGGUGAGCAAAUCAUUGGUUAUCGACUGAAUUCUUAACUAAUUCUUUUUCGACCGCACCAAAGAUGCAUGGACUCUGAAAUAUUAUAUUCAUCCAAUUCAUCCCGUGUUGAUUUUUCGAUCUGCAUAUGUAUGUCCAUCAAGCAAUUGGUAAAUAUUCCAGCUACAUCGUGUAUCUCAUUUCCUUUCUUGCUAGUCCAUGACUAAUGUCGACUGACGACUCGCGACAAUCUAAUGAAUAUUUUCUUCUUUACAAUCUUUGUAGAUUGGCUUUAGUUUAAAUAACCGUUACAAAAAUUUGGAGGGGCCCAUUAGUAAGAAUACUACCCUUACCAUAGUCAUAAAAGCUAGUGGUGUGACGAUAACACUAUGCGUUGCUCUUUUUAUGCGUUCUUUACUCUUUACCCUUGAUAGUAAUUUGUAGUGACUGCCUAUCCUUUUAAAACUAACAAAGUCUGCCUUCACCUUAAAUUGCAGGCCGACAUUUUGGUAAGUUCACAAGAAGCGUGCUCCCAGGCGAUCAUCAAUGCUGGUGGACUUCAAAUGAAGAAAGAAUUGGUGACUCCAAAUGUUGGUGAUGUCACAGUUACAGCUGGACAUGAUUUGCCCUGCAAACACGUGAUUCAUACGUACUGUUCAAUGUGGCUAGGUGGAGAGGGGGGUGAGGUAAAUGAAAAUUGGCUUACUUAUUUAUUCUGGUUUGCCCGUCAUAAUUUUUCAAGGUACAAUGACAAACGGAUUUGUAAGCCCAUGUAGCUUGUAAAUAACAGUUACUUAGAAACAAAUUAUUCUUUUGAAUCUUGUCAGACACGGCGUUCAUCACUGCUUUUAACUAGCAUACUCUUUAAUUUCCUCCGUAAGUCUGUUUGCAAGCUAUUUUUAGGGUUUAUUUUCAGGUUGUUGGCAGGCACGUAUUGCCGGUUUUACACUAAACAUUUUAAGCCAACACUGAGGUUUUACCACGGGACCACUUCCACAUUCAGUAUAGAAAGAGCAGAUACACUUGUUAACCAAUUUAACGCUUCACGUCUUCAUAUUAUUAUUAUUUAUUAUUUUUUUAUAUAAUAGGAAGUGUUGUAAUCAAUUUGCGUCUUAUUAUAGGUCUUACGAGCCAUUGUGAAAAAAUGUUUACAGACGGCUGAUAAGCUUGGAGGGGUAUCAAUAGCAUUUCCAGUCAUAGGCACUGGAAACCUCAACUUUCCACCAGACGCCGCCUCCAGGAUCAUGUUGGAAGAAGCCAUCACUUUUUGCCAAACCAAUCCUUCAUCUGGGGUGAAAGAAAUUCGAUUUGUGGUGUUUCAUCGAGAUCAAGCACUAAUCACUGCUUUUGCACAAGAAAUUGAUACCCUGCGAUCCAAGCAUGGGGUUGGUUCUGGACACACCACGAGUGGUCGUUUUAGACAGCUACGAUCCAAACUGGGAAGAAUCAUUCAGAAACCAGAAAGACCAGCUGGUGGAGUUAGUGUUGACGUUUUGCAAGGAAAUUUGUGCCAGGAGACAACAGACGUCAUUGUUAAUAUUAUUGGCAAAGAUAUGAAUAUGGAUAGCGCGGGGGCACUGAGCAAGGCGGUGAAAAAGGCCGCCGGUCAAGUUGUGCAGGACGAGUGCUAUCAACUGGGAUAUCAAACAGAUGGGUCAGUGGUAGUAACCAGUGGUGGAAAUCUAAAGGCCCGUUAUAUCAUCCACUUAAUACCAGACUCCUCGGACAAAGAUCACCUGCAGCAGUGCGUGGAAAGGUGUCUUGAUGAGGCAGAGGCUCGUGGUUUCCAGUCUAUCUCAUUUCCAGCGGUAGGAACCGGAGGUUUUCAAGUGUCAGCGGUGGAUUCAGCCAGCCUGAUUUUUCAAGCCCUCAGUAAUUCUAGUCCAAAUUUUAAAUUUAUCAAAAACGUCAGGAUCCUAGUCUUCCAAGCUUCUAUGCUUCAUACAUUUCAACUAGAGCUACAGAAAUUUCACAGUUGUGUAUUUACACACAUUGCCCAGAAGGGCGCAACUUCUCCAUGUGCUAGUAGACCGAGGGACUUGAUCAUCGAAGUCAUAAAUGGUGAUUUGACGAAAGAGAAAACUGACGCUAUCAUGAACAUCGUCACCCCGGAUAUGGACAUGACCCAUGCUGGAGAACUAAGUAAAGCCAUCCUUAGAGCUGGCGGCCCACAGAUCCAAAAGCAAUGCAGCAAACUCGGUAAACAAACUCCUGGAAAAGCGGUAAUGACUGGCGGUGGAAGUUUAGAUGUGCUUCACAUAAUCCAUAUCAUUCCUGGUUUGUAAAUUUCAUAAGUUUAUAAUACUAAUAGUCCUCAUAAGCAGGAUGAAUGUAACCUUUAAUUUUUCCGACUAAGAUGUUUCUUACGUGUUGUCAUUGGUAUUGUAAUAUCAAUGUCUUUGAAACGACAAUAAUAGCGUUUAGAUCAUGUUUAUUUUUUCGUUGCAAUUCCAGGUUCCAAGGACAAACAACAUCUUCAGACGUGUCUGGAAGCUGGCCUUCACCUGGCAGAUCAAAACAACCUUCAAGCAAUAUCAAUUCCGUGCGUAGGCACUGGAGGGUUUGGUCUGACAGCAGCGGACUCGGCCCAGGUGACAUUCCAAGCUCUCAAGUCCUUCAGAGAAACUUCUAAAAACCUUCGGAAAGUGCGCGUCGUGGUCUUUCAAAUCAAAAUGACUGAAGAAUUUUUAAAAACGCAAGCGAUCCAGGAAGUACAAGAUAUGCUUCAGUGGGAGAGUGACUCCACUUCAGACGAUAGAAUGUCUGAGAAGACCAGAGCUGAAAAGCAAACAAAAGAUUCCGCAGCCAAGUCGAGUUCAACAACCGAGCUUUCUGUCAAAAUUUAUGUCACUGGAAAGGACAAGGAAAGCGUCCUUAUGGCUGUAGAUGCUUUGAAGAAAGGUUUCUUCGAAGCUUGUACAACAGAAAAAGUGGAAAAUGAAGCCGUCAGCAAAUUGUCGCAAAAGCAAAUUAACUUUCUCAUAAGGAAAGCCAAAGAACGUGACGUCAAACUUGAAAUCGAGGUCAAUAAGAAUUGCAUUAUGGUGCUUGGCGAGCAAACCGAAGUAAAAGCCAUGGUCAGCGAGAUCUGGCACGAGGUAGACGAGAGAAAUAAGGAGAUAGAAGAAGAAAAGCAGGAGAUAAUGCUUUCACAAAACGUAGAAUGGAGUUAUAGGAAAAACUUUCUCAGUAAAAAGAUACCGUUAAGUCCCAAGGAAAACAGAAAGCUUGAGAUGGCAUACUUCAAGCAACAACCCAAAGUACUUUUACCUUUGGGGGGACAGGAAUUUGAGAUUGAUUUACAAGCUAAAACUGGCCACGGGCAGCAGAACAGUGAAAAAAUUAAACUUUUUAGAGAGAUAAAGAGAGCAGAAGAAGGUCAGUGCAUGCAUAUACUGUGAAAAGUUAAAACACCAGUGAGUUAAAUGCAUUUAUUAUAUAGAUACUGAUGGAAUACCAGGAUUUUUCCUUUUACUAAAAAAUCAUAUCUUCACUCUGCUUGGUAUAUAGUAAACGCACAUUGCCGGCAGCAGAAGUACCAUUUACUUAAUUCUCAAAAAAAUAUCAAGUGAUUUCCUUAAUUCAACAAGAAAUCAUGGGAUUCCAGGUUUAUGGCACAAAGGUUCUAAAAGUUGUGCCACGUCAUUAUCUGCUUUGGUAUAUAUUUUUCUCGUCCUUUCGCAGUAAAGUUUGAAAUAAGACUAGAAUGCGGGAGCGUCAAUUGAUCAAACGUCCUUUUGAUUUCUAAGCCUUACUUUCCGGCAAAUAAAAUGAACUGAAUGUAUAAAAAGUGAAAGAAAAAUAGCGAAAAAUUCAACUUCUAAUUAAGUCUUUUCUUAUGGUUUAGAAUAAACUAUUCUCGAAACUGAGAAUGUUUUGAUCAAAGCUAUGUAAACCGAACUGAAAAUUUGUAUCGAAUCUUGCGUUUCCUGUAUUUAUCUCACCUAUUGAAUGGAGUGUGUGUGAAAAUCUUCAUUAUAUGAAUCGGUAUAUUUCAAAGAGCUACCCAACGAGCAAGAAUACUUUUGACCUUGCCUAGUCCCUAGGCCUCAUUAUUAUGCGCGGCCGAUGCGUUUCGGGUCACGUGGUCCGAGAAAGUUUUUGAGGCCUAGACAAACUCGGAGAAGUGAGACAUUUUGUCUCACUUGGGGCGGAGCUUUUGGAAGCGGGCGAGCUGUCAAUAACUUUUCCGCGCUGAUGAAAGAUGUCCAGCAGCCAUGGAGAGUACAGAGGUUAAAGAGUUAAACCGAGCAUUUUUCUUCUAUGCACGUUUUCAUUGUUGAAAGUCCUUUGGCCUUUCUUUUUCAUUUAUCUCAUUAAACUAAUUUGAACUUUAUUUCAUCUCAAAAACUAUUUGUAGGCUAAGCAAAACAGCGUCGCAAAAAAAUUAUUUGAUCAAGAAUCGGAAGGUAAGCUAAAGAAAUAAGUUUAUAUUUAUUCUUGGAUAUGAAAAGCUAUCUUUCGUUUCUCUAUUUUCGCUUGCUCCUAUAAAUUUCUCGUUAUCAUUUCACUUCGAAAUAUUUUAUGUAAUUUAAUUUUUGGAUUUGGAAGCUUAUCAAACUAAUCGGACAGGCUGUUGAAUUUGGUCUCUAAAUUUGGUAGAAUGUCAACAAACUACUGUUUCAAAUCUUUUUAUCAAUAAAGAAAUUUCAUUUUAAUGGUUCAUUUGAAACUGAACUAAAAGAGAAAUUACUCGCACGUUAUACAGUAGUAUUCUUUCCGAUUCAAAGUAAUAGAAAGAAACCAGGUUAGUGCCGAUCUUUGAGCGAAGGAUAUUCACGCGCAAAGUUAUUUAUAGAUUAUUUCAGUUGAACGUGGGAACUUUUCAAAAAAUGCAAAAAUGCUCACGCAUGCGCACUCUGAGAUUGUCUAGGCGUCUCCCGGCCGUUCGUCUCGGAUACGUCACCGAAAUGUAUUGACCGAGAGGGCUUGGAAAGACGACGUAUAGGGACUAGGCAACUUUUGACCGACAAUAUACACAGCCGGGGGCAGCUGUAGUGUCAACUAUUACUAGUUAUUUUUAGUGCACUGUUUUCACGGUUAUAUUGUUAAGGAGCGUAGUACAUUCAGAGCGUUUUCCUUAAGACCUUAAGAUCUCUGUCUGUUUGGCAUGUGUCAUCAAGAGCGAAAUGUUGCCAUGAAAAGCUUGUUAAUCAUUCCAAUUUUAAAUUUCAGAGUACGGCUCAAACUACCGAAAUCAAAUAUUCACUCUUUCUGAAGCGAAGUAAAAGUGAAGGAAGCUCAUUAUUUUUUCUACAGGUUUUUCUCUUCCAAGUACAUGGGCUCCCAUGCCAACCCCUGAAAAGACAGUGCAUGCAGUGCCGCUUAAACCAGCUUCUCCUGAGUACCGAGAUGUUGCGAGGAAAUUUAUGGCGACUGCUCGUAUGGUGAAUAUUCAGAAAAUUGAGCGAAUUCAGAAUCCUUAUCUUUAUAAGCAGUACGUGGUGCGAAAGCAGAAAAUGGACAAAGAUAAUAAAGGAAACAACGAACGGCAGUUGUUCCAUGGAACGGGCGCUGAAAAUAUAGCUGCAAUAAACACUCAAGGAUUCAACAGGAGUCUUUGUGGUGUGCACGGUGAGUAAAACUCUAUGAAAGAAGUGUGCUUCAUGAGUUUAUAAUGUCAGCUCUAUAAUCUUAUAUUUCUUCCAAAUUUCCCCAUGUUUAUGUUAUACUUAAAGACGGAUACCUCCGUUACAGAGUUAAAUGUAACAUUAUUGCGAGUGUACGAAGUUUUUGGCGCACAUUCAAACGACUCGGCUGUAAAAGCGAAAUGUAACAAUAGUAUAAAAAAUGUAAUAGCUCAUGUUUUUCUAGACUACGGGUAGUCUCUCUUUCGUUGCCGUUGAGCGAAAAGCACAAGACACGAAAAUGACCACGUACGUGACUGAAGGCGCGAGACGAGAGAGGCGAGACGCCCUCGUUUCUUGCGUCUCGCGCACACGUCACUUACCCUCUCAAAAUCUGAAGAAAAAGAGAGACCGUUCGCAGUCUGAUGUUUUUCAGGUAAAAUACAUAUACAAUAUUAGCCUGCGAAUAAGCCGUCUCUCCUCGCUCCUCGCCGCCAGUAGAGUACUCUGCAUGGCAGGAAAGUCGUCUGUUCUUUAGCGACAGAAAUUCUAUACUGAUUAUAGAUUUUGAACCGGUUUUACGUUAUUAGCAUGGAAUUUUGUUGAGGCGCAGACGUUUUCUUUCUCGGAACGUCCCUAGCGGCGAGGUACAAGGAGAGAAUCGAAGGUUGCAUUCGAAGGCUAGUCGGCAAUAUAGAUACACUGAACACUAACCAGGUGCCAAUUCAUCUCUGCAGGCCAAAGUCUGAUUCAUCCUUCAUUUGAGAAAAAGUUUUGUAAAAACAGCCUCAUUAGGCAUUAACCUUCAGACCGUUGGGGGCUUUUGGAGCUCCCCCUCGCGAAAUAGUUAAAUGACUUGAAAACCGUUUAAGCUCUAACCACCAAACGUAGCGACUAUUCCUCAAAAUUAUCUGGGAACAUUUUGAAGUCAGCCAUGACGUGAACGUUAACUAUGCCAUUGCAACCGAGUUUUGACAGCCACAGGGUAUUCAAAAUUUGUUCUUUCCUAUAAAAAGGACUUAUUUUUAUUUUUUCUUAUCAAAUUAUAGCAUUCCCCUUAAUUAAGCAAUAUUUUAUCAAUUAUUUUUACAACCGUUAAUGUAAUUUAGGUGUUUUAGUGAUUGGUUUGAGAAAAAAAAUAUGGAUUUAAGAUGACCAAAUGGCAGAUGUUGGGUUCAGUCUUUAACAGCGUUUAUUUCUCUCGGAUUUUUAAAACUUGCAGAUUGUUUUGCUUCCUGAGCAUCAUUCAAUUUUCAAUUUUUUAUCACGAUUUCCUCGAUUUAUAGAUUGAUUUAUACAGGUUUAAAGUAAAAUUUGAAUACAUUUAACAAUAAUUCAAAAUGGCCGAUCCAAGACUGCGGAUGGUUCAAGUUCCUUUUUCACGUAGCAAAUGACGUCAUCAUGACAUAAGCUAUAAUUUAUUAAUAACUUUUUGCUUUUGUUUGACACCUUACUACUUAUUAAUGAGCAUUUUUCGCCUAUAGAGAAAAAAUGGAUGAAAUUUAGAUUUUGCCAAUCAACAAUAUGACGUCAUAAUGACGUCAAAUUACGUCAUUGUGUUAAUCACGUUAUGCCUACAUGUUGGAAAUGGGGAGUGCAUUAUUUUAUGUUAUUUUGGUGGCAAUACUAUGAGCAGUAAAAAAGUCGGAGCAGCAAAAAAAAAAGGCGUACUGAAUGCGUUAGCCCACGCUGGGACUCAUUUAAGCCCUUAGUCGAAAGCCAAAUCAGCCGUAAGUAAUUGGACUGUAUUGGACCUUAUUAAGAGAGCCAUAUAACACCCAAAAAAAUAAGACUGUACUUUACUCACCGAAACGUUCCAUUGUUAAGGCUAAGACAGAUUCAUAGAGUAAACAUUGGACUGCCAAGAAUACUAGCCGUCUGCCAAGAGUAGUUAAAAUUGUGUGAUUCGACAGUUCACGAUAUUGGAGCGAUGAGGGCGAGUCUAUGCUUUAACGUACUUUCUGUCAAGCCAGUACAACAUUUUUUCAGUUUACUGGCAUUUACAUUACAAGGCUGCGGAUCUAAUCUUGUUAGAUAACUAAGUUUACCUUUAUCAGGAGAAAACUAACAUACCCAAAUGGUACCAAAUUUGUAUUUAAAGAACUGAGUAUAACAAUGUUUAUAUCAUCGUGUUUUGCGAAGAGAACUGGUAACUUUCGCCCUAAAAUUAAUUAUUUGGGUCAACGUUUCAUCUGUAGGCGAAUGUUGUUUCCUUUCGUGUUAGCGCUGCAUGACGAAACGUAACAGUCGACAUCAGCUGUUGUGAUAUGCGCGUGUGAGCAUAUCUCCAGCAUGUAACACGAACACUAUCUCAUUAAAUUAUUAUUAUUAUUAUUAUUAUUAUAUUUAUGACUUUUUUAAAGCACUUCACUACUACCCUGAGAUUAUAUUAUUUAAGAUGUGCAUUCCCAAGUAAUACCAGGCUUAUGUACCGCGCUAUUAAUUCAAUUUAAUUCAAUUUAUUUCCCUCAAUAUGCCUCGACUUCUUCAAAAAAGUUAGAGACUUUAUAGACUGAUGUUUAGAAGAUAAAUGUUUCUGUAGAAUUAAUAUUUAAGUUUGAGCGUGAUGGACAAGGGAACCAUUUGGUUCUCUAGUUGGCCACCAUAGCACUAAUUACGAGUUGAUGUAGCAUUUUGUGUGUUUGUAGUGCACUACUGAAGUCACUGCUUAGUUUUCAGAGUCGACGCUUCGUAUAUACUAAAAGAUUCUCAUCCGUCGAAGGUAUUAGUAGGAAUAAAAUUUCACUGUUGGAACACUGGAUGGCUACUUAUAUAUUACAUAAUUGUAACUUAACAUUUAAUGUUAGUCUAUACAAUGUUGGUUUGUAUUUUCUUGCCGACAGGGACUAAGUUUGGACAAGGAGUGUAUUUUGCCAGGGAUGCAUCUCACGCAGUUCGUUAUGCAGGGGCUGGAAGUGAGGGUCGCUCCGUGUACCUUGCCCGGGUUUUGGUCGGGAAGUAUUGUGCAGGCAAAGCUGAAAUGAAGGUGCCUCCACCAAAGGACCCUUCCAGACGGGAGAUUUUGUACGAGUCUGUGGUUGAUAACACAGGAAACCCAUCCAUCUUUGUUGUUUUCCACGAUACUCAGUGUUAUCCUGAAUACCUUAUAACCUUUUAA
This is a messenger RNA of Porites lobata, 10966 nucleotides long. Lineage: Eukaryota; Metazoa; Cnidaria; Anthozoa; Scleractinia; Poritidae. The record is from the annotation of a GenBank genome assembly.